CGCAGACUCGCACGGCCACAUCCGUGACGUCGACGCCGUGGUUCAACGUUCAACGUUCAAUAUUCAAUAUUCAAUCCUCAUCCUUCCUUUUUAAAACUGUUGCCAUGUUUGUCGGAUGCGAAUCGGGCCCAAGCUGAGCGGAUCGAACGGUUAGCAAACAUAUAUAAGAUACCUGACCGUGGUCUUGCAAGCCCCGUAGUUGCGAUGGAGGGAUCACUGGCGUUGAUCUUCGUGUUGGCGCCGUUUGUUUGGUUCCCUUCAAUUCGGUGCGAUCUCAAGCACGACCAUUCUCCGUGCUCCUUUUCAGGGAAAAAUGUGUCGGGUUCUGGUAACGUAGAAGCAGCGGAUGAUUUGUGUCUGUAUUCGCGUCUGAUAGCUUUUGCCAGACCGACCUGCGCUUCCAAUCAUCUGCUGCGAUGGCUCUUCAAGAAGCUGCUGAAGCAUACCUCAUCUCAUUGUUCGAGGACACCAACUUGGCUGCUAUUCACGCAAAGCGUGUUACCAUGCAACCUGGCUGAGUUGUAUUCUAUUGUAUUGAUAUCUAUUUUUCAUACUACUGACUGGACCAUUUUGGCGAAUGACGAGCUGAUUCCACUUACUUUACGUCUGACAACUUACGUCGUUGGCAUCGAGCAUCAAUGUUUAUAUUCUGAGUACAAUUUAUUGGACGCCCGGGUCUACCAUGACACGUCAUACUCCCUCAUCAUGCCCUCGUCCUCCAUGGCAAACGAGAACUUCGCCCCACUGGAUUUUCUGAGCGUGCCUUCACCGACUUCCUACUCUUCUGGAAGUGUACCAGAAACAGUACACGAGAGAGCUAGCACUCUGAUCACCGGACGCUGGGAGAGCGCCUCCUGCGAGAGCGUGCUGACGAGCGAUGAGGGGUGCUGAGGAUUGACGACCGCUGGACUUGUGACAUAGCCGUCCUCCUGCGGCGCGAUCAUUGGUUGAAUCUCUGACAUUUCGACCCUUAAGUAGCCGUGGAACGCGUAACAAUCCUGAGACUGGGUGCGGUCCACCACAACAUUAACUACAAACGCCCACAUGUCAACGACAACCAAGAACAACCAAAGAAGAAAAAAUGCACCAUGAGACUGAAGCAAGUGGUUCGAAAGACUAAGUCAUAGUUCUCCGAUAAAUGUACUUGUA
Molecule: messenger RNA, 1149 nt
Organism: Suillus plorans
Lineage: Eukaryota; Fungi; Basidiomycota; Agaricomycetes; Boletales; Suillaceae
Exons: 2
Coding region: 205-891 (228 amino acids)
Source: RefSeq, a predicted model, not a curated record